AUGCAGAAACACUUGAUUGCAGCAGUCGGGGAGUUUGUCGGGACCUUCUUCUUCCUGUGGUUCGGCUACGCUGGCAGCAUGCAAUACACAAAGCUGGCUACUCUGUCUCCAUCGUCCCCCGGGGGCAUGGACGAUACGACCGUCUUCUUCCUUGCGUUUGUCUACAGCUUCUCGUUGCUCGUCAAUGUAUGGGCCUUUUACCGCAUAAGCGGCGGGCUGUUUAACCCUGCACUCACGUUUGGCAUGUGUCUGGCAGGGACACUCGAUUGGGCGCGAGCCGCCUUUCUCGUCCCAGCUCAACUCAUCGCCAGCAUGUGUGCCGGCGGUCUCGCGAGUGCCAUGUUUCCCGGGAACAUUUCCGCGGCGAAUAGUCUUCUCUCAAGCGACACAUCGAUUGCGCAGGGCCUCUUCAUCGAGAUGUUCUUCACGGCCUUUCUUGUGUUUGUCGUCUUGAUGCUCGCAGUCGAGCGUUCUAGGUACACUUUCAUUGCCCCCGUUGGUAUCGGGUUGGCGCUGUUCGUUGUCAUGCUGGCGGGGACUUCCUACACCGGCGCUUCACUCAACCCGGCUCGCAGUUUCGGGUGUGCCGUCGCAACGCCUCACUUCCCUGGAUAUGAAUGGAUCUAUUGGCUCGGUCCGUUCAUGGGAGCUGUGGUGGCUGCUGGUUUCUACAAGUUUGUCAAGUGGUCGCAUUACGAAGAGGUGAACCCCCAACGAGAUGCAACGGACUAUGACCAUAGUCAUCAACCGCAACCAGCAGGGCACUCUCUGGUGUAA
Messenger RNA from Trichoderma reesei QM6a, 777 nucleotides. RefSeq lists its product as uncharacterized. The coding region runs from base 1 to 777 and encodes 258 amino acids. Lineage: Eukaryota; Fungi; Ascomycota; Sordariomycetes; Hypocreales; Hypocreaceae. Gene Ontology annotation, molecular function: water channel activity. The transcript has 3 exons. Gene Ontology annotation, cellular component: plasma membrane. Gene Ontology annotation, biological process: transmembrane transport. The record is from RefSeq and is a predicted model, not a curated record.